UGAGCUCACGCACGUCGAACACUUAUCAACGCACGGCGCCGCGCGUAAGGCGAUACGUCCAAAAAUGGCGUUCCUCGCGUAGCACAGCUCGUCAUCGUCGUCGUCGUCGUCGUCGUCGUCGUUAUUGUCGGUGUUAUUAUCAACACCGUCACGAGCCGCUUGCUGGGGAGCUCGCCAUCCGAUCCGGCGGGGCCGCGAGACGCCAGUUCCGAAGAAGAGUAAAAUCCAACGAACGCGAGAAUGCAGUCGACCGAGCAGCUGCGACCGGAGCAGCUGGUGGGCCUGGUGGCCCGUUCGGCGGAGGGUACAGCCGCAAAGGGUAUGCCCAUCAAAGGACACGAGGAUCUCUGGGUGGAGAUCCAGGCUAACACCUUCCGAAAUUGGGUGAACGAGCAUUUGAAGCACGCCGACGUAGGCGGCGGCCCGGUGUUAGACCUCGCUGAGGACUUUCGGGACGGUACGCGUCUUUGCGCCUUGGUCGAGGUGCUCACCCAACGUCGUCUGCCGCGAUGGAAUCUCCGACCGGCGAAUCAGCAUCAUCAUCUGGAAAACGUGUCCACGGCACUGCAAGCUAUCGAAGCCGACGGCGUUAAACUCGUCAAUAUCGGUAACGUGGACAUCGUGAACGGUAACCUCAAGCUGAUCCUGGGUUUGAUAUGGUCGCUGAUCGUGCGGUAUCAAAUAGGCAAAUCCAAGUUCCCGCCGAGGAAGCUCAUGCUCGCGUGGCUCAAGGCUGUUCUGCCGGAAUGUAGAGUCAACAAUUUCACAACCGACUGGAAUUCCGGCGUGUAUCUAAGCGCGCUUUUGGAUUACUGUAAACCGGGUCUGUUUUCUCAUUGGCGGCAACUUGAUCCGAAUGACAGCGUUUACAACUGCCGUAAAGCGAUGGAGAUAUCGAAACGAGAAUUCGAUAUUCCCAUGGUGUUGGAACCCGAGUACUUGGCGUCGCCCUAUCUGGACGAGCUCUCAGGGAUGACCUACUUGUCGUAUUUUAUGAAGGAAGGCUCACCGGGCUUCCACGCAACGCUGCGAUGGGUCAAUUCGCAAUUAUCUCAUACCUCAAUACGGAAUUUCACGACGGACUGGAACGACGGCAGAGUUUUGUGCGGGAUUGUCAGAAACUUGGGUGGCCCGGUGCCGUCCUACGAAAAACUCGAUACAGAUCUGUCCGCGUGGGAACACAACCUGCAAAUGGGUAUCGAUGGCGGCAAGAAAUUGGGUGUGGAACCAAUUUUAAAAGCGAAAGACAUGGCGGACCAGAAUGUGGAGCAUUUAGGCGUGAUGGCUUACGCGGCUUACUUUCAGUGGGUGAAACCUCGUCCUCAAGCGAGCCGACAAAUCGCCGUGCAUAUCGACAGCACAUCCGCUCGAGUGCAACAGCCGGCGCACUUCAAGUUGGAGAUGCUCACCAAAGAUGUAAAUAUGAGAGAAGUGCGAGGAGAAAUUAUCAGUCCGUCCGGACGUGUGGAGUGCAGACUCACGUGGAGCGGAGUUCACGGCAAAGGCACUUUCGUACCCACGGAAGUUGGCAUGCACAAGUUAAUGGUUUACAACGACGGUGAACUAGUAAAUGGUUGUCCCUAUUACUUCAGGGUUUUGCCGCCGCUAACGAAAAUCAAAUCUCCGGGUAUGGAUCCUUGCGCUAUAGGAUCUAUCGUUGAGGUUCUAGUCAACAGUUACGGAACUAGUCAUGAUGGUAUCGACGUUACCGCGUGGUCUCCGACCGGUAGGUCACUUCCGUGUCCCGUCAAAGAAAAGGACGGCGUGCACACGGCGACUUUUCAACCCGACGAGACGGGAGAAUGGAGCAUCGCGAUAACGCAUAAGGGAAAUCACAUACAGGGAGGUCCUUUCGCUUGUUUCGUGUUUGAUCCCAACGGAAUCAAGCUUUUAGAUACGGACGGUGCCAUGCCUGGACAACCGUUUUCUUUUAUCGUUGACGCGCGAGGAACUGGCGGACUGGGUGACGUGAUUAUCGAUAUCGUUCACGAUAAGCAGUCGGUAUCUUACAGACUGGAGAACUUCGGCCACAUGCAGUAUCGGGUGUCCUUCGUGCCUGGCGACGCGGGCAAAUAUCGGGUGUACGUGUACUUCAACGGUUCGGAUGUGCGCGGCUCGCCGUUUUCCAUACGCGUCGGCACGCAGAAGGGCUCGCACAGAUCAAGAGAGUCAACAUCCAGCUUGGAACGGUCCAAGAUGUCGUCGCUGGAACGACGAAUGAACGGACUGAACGUCUCCUCAACGGAACGAAUCAGUCCGACUCAGAAGAUUUACACCACGACCGCGUACAAGUCCAUCAGCCCGACGCAACGCGGUUAUUCGCCCAUUCAUCAAACCAGCCCGAGCACGUAUAAGACAACCGCCAGCAAUUACGUCACCGAGAACUCCACCAGCUCGACUUACCACAGCAACUCGCUAAAUCGCACGCACUCGCCGAUUCAUCUCAAUCACAGUCCGGUGCAGAGGAAUGCGCACAGUCCGUCGGUGCUCAAAGAGACGAAGGAAAUCUACAGCAGCAGCAGUAGCGCGUACAAUCAUCGUUCCAGAUCGCCCAAUCUGCAGAGUCCGAGUUUCAUCAAAGAGUCCAAGGACAUUUACUCGUCCAGCACGUUGAACAGAUCGCGAUCUCCGGACCUCAGCAGUCCGACAGCUCAUGUUAUCAAGGAAUCCAGGGAAAUCUACAAUUCGGGAUCUCUGAAGAGAUCGCGUUCACCGACACGAAGUCCGUAUCGCAGUGCCACUCAGAGUCCUGUUAAUCGCAGCUUCAGUCCGAGAACUGGCGACAGAGACGCGAUCUACAACAACCGGCGCGGAUCCACGGACAACGGCGUCGUGGACACCAGCAGUAACGUGCGUGUUUCCUCGAUGGUGGGCGGCAAUUCCAGACGCGAUUCCUGGGACGCGAUCGCCAAAACGAGAUCGCUCCUGUCGUACGGUAGCUUAGAGUCGCUCGCGAAUCUAACGAACAACUCGCCGACGGCGGAUAAUCGCGUUGACAGUCCGAGUAAUCAUUUUCUGAACAACAACAAUUAUAAAAACGCGCAGAGUUACUCCACCUUCAAGAACACGUCAUCGCACUCCGCGACCACAACAACGAAUUACUCGUCCGUGCAGAAAUCGUCGAGUCCUGACUACGGGACCGGAGUGCCGAAGUACGGCAACGACGGCCAGACAGCCGCUCGCACGCACGGUAUCCUCAAGAACAAGAACAACAACUAUUACAGUAAAAGCGUGGACACGACGGACGGCACUGUGACGCACGACCGAUACCUGAAUAACGGCGGUACCGUUUACGUGCCCGCCUCGUCGGCUAAAAACGGCGCUUCGGCGGUCAUCGCCACCGGAAACGCACUGGAAACAUUACCCGUGCAUCGACCGACCACUUUCAGUAUCAACUCCGGAAGCGUGGACCCCAACAAGGUGUCCGUCACCGUUACCGGUCCCAACGGUAAAACCGUGCCGGUGCAGAAAUCGAAGCUGCGGGGUUUGAUGUACACUAUCACCGCUGAUGAAGUUGGCGAGCACGUCAUUCAAGUGUUGGUUAACGGCCAACACGUCAAGGGAUCGCCUUUCAGAUCGCAAGCUUACAACGCUCGAGCUAUACAAGUUGGAAACAUCCCGAACGGAGUGGUAAACCAGCCGGUAGAAUUUGAAAUCGACGGGUCAAGAGCCGGCUCGGGAAACUUGGAGAUCCUCGUAAACGGAGGACACGUCACGAGUUUUGUGAGAGCGCUGGGUAGUCAACGUUUCUUGGCAUCGUUCGUGCCACAUGAGGCUGUCGCGCACUUGGUAGAAAUGACGUUCAACGGGGAAGUCGUUCCCGGAUCACCUUGGCGAGUUGGCAUCAUGCCUGCACCGAAAAUGUCAGUGAUCGGUGAUUCCAUCAGGCUGGUUCCUGCUGGUAGUCCCGCUGUUUUCGAACUGUCCGCACUAGGCUUCAGUAGCAAAGAAAUAGACGUCCAGAUUAUAACACCUUCCAAAAGACACAUUCCUGCAAGAAUUAAUGAAGAACCAGGACGAUCGGGUGAAUUUCAUGUGGAAUUUACUCCUACUGAAGUGGGCAGUCACCUGGUGGAAGUGAGCAUCGCGGGACAAAAGCUACCGGCAGGACCUCUCGUCGCCAAGGUGUACAACAGUAGUCUAAUCCAAGUUACUGACGUACCUAGCGCAGUAGUCGGCCAUACUUGUCAAUUUAGAGUGGAUGCCAGCGCUGCCGGAGAAGGUCAGCUAGAAAUCUCCAUAAACGAGGGAGAAGUGCCUAAUCACGUUCAAGUAGUUGGCGGUGGCCGUUGUCUAGUAUCUUUCACUCCUGAAGUCGCUAAACCUCAUUACAUCGACAUCAUGUUUAACGGCGAAGCAGUACGUGGAUGUCCAUUUGUCUGCAACGUAUCGGACACCAGCAGAGUCACGCUAAAUCUGAAUCAUUUAGAAUUAAUUCCAGUGGAUCAUCCUGCGAGUUUCUACAUGGAAGUCGAUGGCAAAGACGAGGCGGAAAUAGCGGUUUCUGUGAGAGGACCCAAUAGUGAAGUGCCGGUUAAAGUUACUGGUGAUACAAAUAGCGGCUUCACCGCCGAGUUUAUACCGAGAGAUGUAGGUGUACAUUCAAUUAGUAUAGAAUACAACGGUUAUCCUGUGAACGGCACGCCGUUUUCGGCUAAAGCGUUCAACGCGGAUAAAGUGCUAAUCGGGCCUGUAGCCAGAGGCAGUGUUGGUCAACCAACUCACUUUACUGUCGACGCGAGUCAAGCUGGUGAAGGAAAUUUGGAGAUCACGAUAUCGGCUCGCGGUCAGAACAUACCGACACAAGUGACGCCGCAAGGAAAUGCGCGUUUCUCCGUUAGCUUUCUGCCGUUUGAAGCUUGCGAACACGUUAUCAACAUAGCAUUCAAUAAGAAAACUGUGCCCGGCUGUCCUAUCGUAACACGAGUGGGUGGCGACAGUCACGUAACUGUGAGCGGACAGGCACUGAGCAGCGCUGGAUUAGGAGAGCAAAGCUAUUUGACCGUCAGUAACGUCGCCGGUAGCUUGGAAGACUUAGAAGUUAAUGUUGAAGGGCCCAACGGACAGGCCGUACCUGCUCAGGUCACUGACAACAAAGAUACAACAUGCACCGUCGCGUUUACACCGAGAGUUGUCGGCGAGCAUCGAAUAUCGGUGAACCACCGUAAUAUCCCGGUGGUCGGCAGUCCUUUCAGCUGCAAAGUGUACGAUGUCACCGCGAUAAAAGUGAAGGACGCCAAGCGUGGUGUUAUCGGCAUUCCCGUAACUUUCCUGGUCGAAACUAGUCAGGCGGGACCGGGAAAUCUGGAGGUCACUGUGAACGGUGGACGAGUACCGACGUCGGCUCAGGGACAAGGUCCUCACACGUACGCGAUCUCGUUCACACCCCGAGAACCGAUUGUGCACACUGUCGAUCUACGAUUUAACAAUCAGGUCGUGCCUGGUAGUCCGUUCAGCUGUCAGGUCAGCGACACGGCAAAAGUGCUCAUAACUGAGGGACUCGAGAAAGUGUCUGUGAAUCGUGUCGCAACCUUCACAAUACAAGCUGACCCAUCUUUCGGCAAGCCCGUUGUCGAAGUGCUCUCUCCCACAAGAGAAAGUCUACCGGUACACAUCAAACAGAACAGUAACGGCAAUUACACCGCCGGAUUUACUCCGAGGGAUGUUGGCGAUCACAGUGUCGAGGCAAAACUCAGCGGAACGCACGUGGAAGGCAGUCCGUUUCUUGUCAAAGCUUACAACGCCGAUAAAGUCAAGGUGACGGAUAUAAAUAACGGAGUUGUCGGCAAACCGGUAUUCUUCAGCAUCAAUGCCAGUCAAGCUGGAGCUGGAAAUCUGGAAAUUAUAGUCGCGGUUAACGGCAAGAACGUGCCGAAUUAUGUACAAAGUGAAGGUAACGCGAAGUUUCGAGUCAACUUCAAACCACAAGAAGCCGCCGUGCAUAGUCUUAGUGUUCGUUUUAAUGGAGAGCCGGUUCCAGGUUCGCCGUUCAGCUGCAAGGUUGUAGGCGCCGGUCAAGCGACAGUUUCCGGUCACAAUUUAAAGAUGGGCGCGGUGAAGAGAUUGAUCUCCUUCACCGUAGACCCGCAGGCUUCUUCCACAAAUUGCGACGUUAUCGCGAUGCCGCCGUCGGGCAUCGCGCUACCUAUCACCAUCGAGCCCAUCGACGGCAAGUACAACGUAAGCUUCAUGCCCACGGAAGUUGGCAGGCACAACAUCAGUGUUCUAAUAGACGGCGAGCCGAUCAAAGGCUCUCCGUUCGCUUGCAAUAUUUAUGAUGUGACUAAGGUUCACGUGUCCGGACUUACGGAGGCCUUGCUCGGCCAGGCGACUACGUUCACCGUCGACGCCGCGGAAGCUGGCGAAGGAACGCUGGAGCUGGUGGUGAGUACGGAAAACAACACUGUUAAAGCCGAGGUCGUGGCCUGCGCCCGCGGACUGUACGACGUCACAUUCGUACCACAGACGACGAGCACGCACUACGUCAAUAUUAGUUUCAACGACGACAACGUGCCAGGAAGUCCAUUUAAAUGUCCCGUGAUUAGCGGUAUGUUGCAUGGUCCAUCGAUGGUUCGAGUCGGCAACACAGCUUACAUAGAUCUAGACAUGUCCGAUUUGAAUGGACCCGUGUCCGCAGAAAUUACCGGUCCAGACGGAAUAAUUAUUCCGUGCACGUUGACGAAACUGUCGUCCAGCUUGUACCGCGUAGAAGUUCGAACACGACAGGUGGGAACUUACGGGAUAAUAUUUAACGACGGACACAAGAUAGUCAGUUCGCAAACGCUUCAAGCUUUCGAUCCCGGUAAGGUGUCCAUCAAAGAAAUCGCCGAUGCGAUUUGUCAUCGACCUGCGACCAUUUUAGUCGUCGCGUCGAAAGAAGCUGGUCCUGGGAAAUUAUCGGUCAACGUGCGAGCCGGUGGUGCGGACGUGGACAGUAUAGUGAGGGAAGGAGACAAAGGCGUCUACGAGAUCGUGUUCCAUCCGACACGCGCCGCGCCUCACAAAGUUCACAUCAAAUAUAACGAAGUUCAUAUUCCUGGAAGUCCAUUGGACGUGACGGUGCGCGGUCCUACUGGAGGACGGGAGGUAACGGCGACGGGAUUGGGUCUGUAUCAGUCGUGCGUCGGAAAAGUGACAUCUUUCACGAUCGAGACCCUCGGUCGUCCCGGUAAGGAGUUCGACGUGGUUAUCAGCGGUCCGCAAGGUAACGCCGUACCCGUACGCUGUUACCAGCAUCGCGAUGGCAAUCUACUUGCUGAAUUCACGACGAACAGUGUCGGUACGUACAAAAUUGACGUGCUGCACGGAGCGAAACCGGUAUUGGGAUCGCCGUUCUUCUGCCAGGCCUUCGACGCUGCCAAGGUGAAGCUUCAGGAACUAGGUCCUACGACAAUUUCAGUUCACGACCACAUCGCUUUCAAACUGAUGAAAGCCGAUGCCGGCAUGGCCGAUCUGGAUGUGACGGCGACGAGCCCAUCGGGUCAGGAGAUUCCGCUUCAGGUGACCCCGCUUAACGACGGCGCUGAGAUGAUCGAGUUCUCACCAAGCGUACCCGGCACCUACAUGAUCAACGUUACUUACGGCGGAUGUUCCGUGCCUGGAAGUCCGAUGGUAUGCACCGUCGAUGCAGCCGGACAAGCCCGUGCGAAAGGUGAGGGAUUGCUGAGCGGUCAUGUGGGCAAACCGGCACACUUCAUCGUAACCGGUACGAGAAGUCCUCCAGCGGUUCAGGUGGACGGGCCGGACAGCGUAGCCAAGGCUACUAUUGAGGCCGGUGCUAAUCCAGGUACGUGGAACGUGUCCUACGUGCCGACCGAAGUCGGUGUGUUCGACGUGAGAGUUGUUUCCGCGGGACAGCAGCUACCGGGAUCUCCGUGGCACCCGAAGAUCGUCGACACGCGAAAUCUUCGUGUUAUCGGGGGAUGGUCCGCGGUAUGCGACGACAUUGGUCGAUUGAAGCUGCAUCCUUCGAAUAAGAUCAGCUUCGACACCGCGGAGGCCGGACCCGGCGAGAUCACUGGAACAAUCGGCGAUCAUCCUCUCACUUUCGAAAUGACAUCCAACAACAGGCUGAAACUCGUCCCGCCGCAAAUAAGCAGCGGCGAACAUCGUUUGGAAAUAUUAUUUAACGGCGUACCAUUUCCCGGCGCACCAAAACUUGCGAUUGUGCAGGAUAUGGAGCCGCCGGUGCAGGACACAAGUCGAGUGUUGCUGAAGGGACGAGGGCUGACAUCGGCCAAGUGCGGCGAAGAAGUCAGUUUUACCAUAGACGGUUCUCAAGCUGGCAACGGAACGCCAAAAGUACAAUUAUUCUCGCCUACUAGCGAACUUAACGUUAUGUUACAACAUUUGGGUGACAGCGUUUAUCGCGCGAGUUAUAUACCAUUAACGCCGGAUCCGCUUCUGAUGACUGUGUCGUGGAACGGAAGACAGUUGAAAGGCUGUCCCUUGCAAAUUAACGUCACGAGCGCUGCCGAUGCGUCCAGAGUUGUCUGUUCUGGGGAUGGACUAAAACACGGAAUCGUCGGGCAAGAGAUCAGAAGUUUUAUCGAUACCAGACGCGCUGGACCAGGCGAAUUAACGGCUCACUGCGUCGGGCCGCACAAAGUGGCGUACUGCGAAUUAUACGAUCAUGGCGACGCCACGUUUACAUUGAACGUGAAACCUCAAGAAGCUGGACGACACGCACUUACGAUUAAAUAUGCCGGGGAACAUGUUCCCGGCUCGCCGUUUACAUUACGCGUAUCCGGAGCUCCGGACGCUUCAAAGGUACGCGUUUACGGGCCAGGAAUCGAACACGGUGUGUUGGCGACCUUCCAGUCGCGAUUCAUCUGCGACACGCGAGGCGCUGGCGCUGGUCAGCUGACGGUGAGAGUACGCGGUCCUAAGGGAGCGUUCAGGGUUGAGAUGCAACGGGAGACUCAAAAAGACCGAAUUAUUCUUUGUCGAUACGAUCCGACAGAACCCGGAGAUUACAGAGUGGAGGUUCGCUGGGCGGGUGUUCUGGUGCCCGGUUCCCCGUUCCCCGUUAAAAUUGUCGACACGCAGGACGAAUUAUUAAUGCUCACGCAGGGUGGAGAUAAUUAUUCAACAGGCCAUCAUACUAUCACAUCGUGGCGUGGAUCGCAAGCUAUAUUGUAGAAACGCCGCGGCUAAAUAACAUUGUUAUUAUUUUGUGUGAACUAAUAUAUUUGAUAAUAUAUGAUUAUUGUAACUUAUACGUGCGUUUCCACACACAAUAAAAACUUAACAUUUCAGUAAAAACUCAUUCUCUCCU
Molecule: messenger RNA, 9277 nt
Organism: Pseudomyrmex gracilis
Lineage: Eukaryota; Metazoa; Arthropoda; Insecta; Hymenoptera; Formicidae
Gene: jbug
Product: filamin-A
Exons: 40
Coding region: 241-9141 (2966 amino acids)
Biological process (GO): actin cytoskeleton organization
Molecular function (GO): actin filament binding
Source: RefSeq, a predicted model, not a curated record